Molecule: messenger RNA, 696 nt
Organism: Ogataea parapolymorpha DL-1
Lineage: Eukaryota; Fungi; Ascomycota; Pichiomycetes; Pichiales; Pichiaceae
Exons: 1
Coding region: 1-696 (231 amino acids)
Biological process (GO): mRNA splicing, via spliceosome
Cellular component (GO): U2 snRNP
Molecular function (GO): protein binding; U2 snRNA binding
Source: RefSeq, a predicted model, not a curated record
AUGAGACUUACCCCGUUAUUGAUACAAGAAGCGCCCUGUUUUCGAAAUCCUGCAGGCGACUACGUCCUUAGUUUGCGAGGCUUGCAAAUAACAUUCAUCGAGAGUUUUAACGAAUAUGAUGAUGUCAAUGAGGCUCUCGACUUAACAGAUAACGAGAUACGUACACUUAGUUUCAACACUCGCUUGAGGAAACUCAAAACGCUUUUACUUGCUCGCAACAGGAUUGUCGAUAUAGACGCUAACAUCGCUGCACUGCUUCCUCAUCUCAAUACACUGUCCUUAGUGGAGAAUAACAUUUCACACAUACCAAAUCUACUCCCUUUGAGACACUGUCGCAACCUGGAAAAUUUAUACCUCACCGGCAAUCCUGUGACAUCUUCAGAAUACUACAAGGAAUUUGUUGUUUGGCUAGUGCCUGGAUUGACCGUGCUUGACUUUGAGCGCGUGAAACCUCGAUUAAAAAAGGCGGCUGAAGAAUUACUAGGCACAUUUGACCGGCCGACCAAGUUGGCACUAAAGCUUUUAAACAAUAAAGAACUGGAGCCCCUCAAAGAGCCUAUUUCUACAGAAACACAGCAAUCAAUCAGACUCACAGAGGAAGAACGGUCCAAAUUGGAGGCCGAUUUGAUAAAUGCGACUAGCCUCGAUGAAAUAGAUCGCAUAGAGUUAGCUUUGAAACGUGGUUACAUUGAGUAA